Messenger RNA from Manihot esculenta (cassava), 2017 nucleotides. Its product is annotated as B3 domain-containing protein Os01g0234100. The record is from RefSeq and is a predicted model, not a curated record. Lineage: Eukaryota; Viridiplantae; Streptophyta; Magnoliopsida; Malpighiales; Euphorbiaceae. Bases 411 to 1727 code for a protein of 438 amino acids. Gene Ontology annotation, molecular function: DNA binding. The transcript is spliced from 6 exons.
UCGUUACGUGACCUUCAAAAUCAAAAUACUGGACGGAUGGCAGGUCCCAUAUUCUAUAUGAAUCAAUGAAAAAUGAUAAAAUUAAACAAAGGGAUUGUAUUAUUAAAAAAAUCAAAAUAAACUUCAACUAAUUAAAUUAAAAAAUUAAUAUCACCACACUUCAAGUUUUAAAUAAUAAUUUAUUUUAAAAUCCAUUUCUUGGAACUAUGAAGUGACAAGUUAGAAAGUAGCCGUACAAAAUUUGAAUUAAACCUUCCUUCGUCCACCUUCCCUUCGUGGCUCUCGAGCCUUUCCUCAUAGCUGCGUGCAGGACGAAAUUUCCAUUUCUAAUAUAAACAGUUGUUUUCAAUUCCUCCCGUUUGUACGAACUCUUUUUAGGAGUUUCUGGAUUUCUACUACUGUUUCAUGCUAUGGCUGUUCUUCCUGUGGACGAAAAGCCGCCAAAGCGAGGAACGCCUCCAAAGGUGAAGGAAAAUUUUCUUGGCGGAAAAGCUUUGGCUGUUAUCAAAAUGACAAGCAAGCAAGUGACAUGCCAUAAACGGAAGAGAGCCGAAGCAGUCAGUCUAUAUGAUAAUGAAGAGCUUAAAUCUGCAGUCUUGAAGCGAGCCGCAGAAGUUGAAUCAAAUCUAGCACCUGAAUUUCCUAGCAUGAUAAAACUUAUGCUUCCUUCUCAUGUUUCAGGAGGAUUUUGGCUGGGUCUUAAUAAGCAAUUCUGCGAUGAACAUAUGCCAAAACAAGACACAAUGAUUGUUUUGGAAAAUGAAAGUGGAAUGAAUUAUCAAGCAAAAUAUCUCGUAAAGAAGGUAGGCCUUAGUGGAGGAUGGAGAGGUUUCAGCAUAGCUCACGAGUUGCUAGAGGGCGAUGUCUUGGUUUUUCAACUAGUGAGACCAACUAAAUUCAAGGUCUACAUUGUGAGAGUAAAUGGUCUAGAAGAAGUUGAUGGUGCUCUUGGCCUUUUGAAAUUGGAUAGUUGUAUUAAACAAAGGAGUCCUGAGAAUCUGAGUACAGCUACUGAAGCUAUAGAAUAUCAGGAGACAGAGCCCCACUUAAUGUGCAAUCCAGAUUUAAACAAUCAAAAGUAUGUUAAUAUGGCCAAUGGUGCUAACUAUGGGCACUUAUCAGAUCAUUCUGAAAAUGAACGUGAGGAUCUUGGCUUUGAUGUUUUGGAUGGAAUCAGAUUGUCAGAAUCUGCUGUUGAUUUUAAUCAAGUGAAGAGUUUUGAUGAUUUUGACAUUAUAAUUAAUGGUUUAGUUAUAAACCCUGAGCUAUCCAGGCACCUUCAAUCCAAGUAUUAUGAUCUUUGCUGCAGCCAAAGAUCAUUUCUCCAUGAACAGCUUCUUGGUGGCCUUAAUUGUAAGCUGGCUGCAGGAGUAAUAGCAGAAACUAUUAACAUUGCUGAUGCCAUUAGAGCAUCCAAGCUUACCAACCCACUAGAAAGUUUUGCUACCUGGAAGAGGACUUUGAAAGCCUUCCAAACACUGGGAAUGAACAUCAACUUCUUGCUUGAUCGGUUAGAUCAGCUCACAAGCCUCGCUGCAAAGUCAAGAAGGCAUAAGGAAGCUAGAAUUGAAAGAGUUAAUGCAGAAGAGGAGUUGAGAACCCUCGAGACAAAGCUUUUGGAAAUAAAAGAGACUAGUAGUAGACUUGAUAUUGAGAUUCAGCAGUUGGAAGCGAAGUCUGAGAAUUACGAACUUAAGUUCCGAGAAGUAGCUGAAGCCCCAUGGUGAGCAGAACAUGGUAUUGCCAUUUAUAGUUUUUGGUUAGGAAACAAGGGCUUCUUCUUCAGUGAGGCCAAUGAUUUUUAUGCAGGGAUGGUUGUAAAUAUAAGUAUCAACUGGAAAUUUUGACAAAGAAAAUACUCAGUAGCAACGUUUAAGGGAGUAUUUUCUGCCAGGAAAGAUAAUAGAUUGAGACUAAUCUUUCUUUCCUAUUGUUUGUAUUGCCAGAAAUGUAAUUGAACAGCUUAUGAUGAAUUUUAAUUGGUGUCUCUAUACAAGAAUACACUUUCUCAGGUCUU